AUGAUGUAUUUACAGGAGGAUCCCACCCUGGAGAGACAUUUUAAAGGCCAUAAAAAUGCCAUCACCUGUACAGACUUUAGUCCAAACCUUAAACAGCUGGCCUCAGGUUCAGUAGAUAAGACCCUGAUGAUCUGGAAUUUGACCCCCAAAGCAAGAGCCUUUCGUUUUGAUGGACACCAGGAUGUCAUCACUGGGGUGCAGUUUUCCCCUUCUGGCUCUCUGGUGGCUACUUCCUCCAAAGACAGGACAGUGCGAUUGUGGACACCUUCCAUGAAAGGAGAGUCGACAGUGUUUAAAGCACAUACGGCUGCAGUACGGAGCGUUGCAUUCUCGCAUGACGGCCACAAACUGGUGACGGCGUCUGAUGACAAGUCUGUCAAAGUUUGGAGCGUUCAUCGGCAGAGCUUUGUCUACUCCCUGAACCAGCACACUAAUUGGGUGCGCUGUGCGAGAUUUUCUCCAGAUGGAAGGCUCAUAGCUUCCUGUGGAGACGACAGGAUGGUCAGACUUUGGGACACAUCAACAAAACACUGCAUCAACUGCUUCACUGACUAUGGGGGCUCUGCAACACAUGUUGAUUUCAACUCCAAUGGCACCUGCAUUGCAUCCUCUGGAGCUGACGGUUCUUUGAAGAUCUGGGAUCUACGAACCAAUAAGCUGAUUCAGCAUUAUCAAGUCCACAGUUCUGGGGUUAAUAGUUUCUCCUUUCACCCAUCCAACAACUAUCUGAUCAGUGGCUCUAGUGAUAGCACUGUUAAGAUUCUGGACAUACUAGAGGGACGUCUUAUCUACACUCUACACGGACACAAGGGUGCUGUGAUCACAGUGGCCUUCUCUAGAAGUGGAGAUCUGUUUGCCUCUGGAGGAGCUGACUGUCAGGUGCUGCUGUGGAGGACAAACUUUGAUAGAAAAUCUUAUCGGGAUGUCUUGCAUCAACACAGCCUAAGAUACACCCCAGAUCCUCCACCCCAUUUGUCUGAUAUCCAUCCCAGGACACCACACCUUCACCAGCAGCAGUCCACAGCUAUUCAGAUCAGUCCAUCAGUGGCAGAUACCAGGUCCACCGACACACGUGUUAUCGAGUUGGAUCGUGCUCUUCACAACAAUAAAGUAAGCUAA
This is a messenger RNA of Menidia menidia (Atlantic silverside), 1119 nucleotides long. NCBI's taxonomy places the organism in Eukaryota, Metazoa, Chordata, Actinopteri, Atheriniformes, Atherinopsidae. The record is from the annotation of a GenBank genome assembly.